AAGAGUUUAAGCAGCUUACCUUACAUCCCUCAAACCAUCGCUGAUACUUGGGAAGGCAAAAAGAGCGAACGAGCAAAGGAGUUGCUUAAUACUUAUAAAAGGCAAUCUUUGGGACAAGCUACAAAGCUAAUGUUGGGACGCAGAAAAUCUUUGGGAUUAGCUGACGUUCAAGACUUUGGGUCAACCUGA
This is a messenger RNA of Funneliformis caledonium, 189 nucleotides long. The record is from the annotation of a GenBank genome assembly. Lineage: Eukaryota; Fungi; Glomeromycota; Glomeromycetes; Glomerales; Glomeraceae.